AUGCAGCCGAAGAACGUGCGGCUUUACUAUAAGAAGAUGUCCAAUAUUAAAGUACUCCGUGAUAUCGAUACCCAGGAAGCUCCAGAUGAUUUCUUAAACGUUAUAAAUCGGUGGACCCUCGAGUCAGUCUCUGUGGUGACUCUGGACAAGCAGUUGGGACUGCUCAAAGAGUCGGGCGAUAACGACCAGGCUGUAUUACUUUUCAAGUACCUGGACGAUUUUUUUGAAUUAACAGCCGAUCUGGAGAUGAAGCCCUCCAUCUGGCGUUACGUUAAAACACCCAAGCUAAUGAAGCUAAUGAAGUCCCUAGAUGGCGUUCAAGAAAUAACUUCAGCGUAUGUAGACGAAGCUAUAGAGCGUCUAGAGAAAGAGGCCAAGGAGGGUGUUGUCCGCCCUGAGAGCGAGCAGAGUGUACUGGAAAAGCUGCUCAAGAUCGACAAAAAGGUGGCGACGGUUAUGGCCAUGGACAUGCUAAUGGCCGGAGUGGAUACCACCUCAAGUACCUUUACAGCGGCCUUGCUGUGCCUUGCCAAGAAUCCGGAGAAGCAGGACGUCUCCGAAAAGAGGUGA
Molecule: messenger RNA, 570 nt
Organism: Drosophila miranda
Lineage: Eukaryota; Metazoa; Arthropoda; Insecta; Diptera; Drosophilidae
Product: probable cytochrome P450 12a4, mitochondrial
Exons: 3
Coding region: 1-570 (189 amino acids)
Molecular function (GO): iron ion binding; oxidoreductase activity, acting on paired donors, with incorporation or reduction of molecular oxygen; heme binding
Source: RefSeq, a predicted model, not a curated record